Lindgomyces ingoldianus is the source of this 498-nucleotide messenger RNA. RefSeq lists its product as uncharacterized. The record is from RefSeq and is a predicted model, not a curated record. Bases 1 to 498 code for a protein of 165 amino acids. Lineage: Eukaryota; Fungi; Ascomycota; Dothideomycetes; Pleosporales; Lindgomycetaceae. The transcript has 6 exons.
AUGUUUGCAGUACUCCCGCAUGGCUCACGCAUGAAUCUCACGAUAGCCGCAUUGCAGUACACCGUAAAGCCUCAAAACUACUCCGUUACAGUUUUGUGUGCAUUCGUGAUAUUGAAAGUCGAAACGAUAUGGCAAGAGUACCUCAAUUCAGAAAAUGGCAUCUUAUUGACACUAUACCCUAAUCAUAUUCUACGUAACAUGAUGCAAAUGCCUAUCUACUCCCUUUCGUGUGCUUGUUCAACUCUAGCAACCUCCCUAUUUAACUUAUUCCCUCCUCUCUACUUUGCUCUUGCAUUUCCCAUUGGCCUAAAUCUGGCACAGGGAGUCUUUGAGAACAGAAUUACUACCGUGCCUGUAGAGAUCGUGUACUUGUCGUCAAGAGCGGAUUUUGCAGGUUCAGUUAUUCUUUCAGUGACAGCUGAACAUGGAUGGAUACGAAUCGAUUCGGCGAGGACAGAUUUUAGAAGCGGUUCGGAUACUAUACUGUGGAUACCAUAA